This is a messenger RNA of Annulohypoxylon maeteangense, 1638 nucleotides long. RefSeq lists its product as uncharacterized. Gene Ontology annotation, cellular component: centrosome; cytosol; nucleoplasm. NCBI's taxonomy places the organism in Eukaryota, Fungi, Ascomycota, Sordariomycetes, Xylariales, Hypoxylaceae. The coding region runs from base 1 to 1638 and encodes 545 amino acids. The record is from RefSeq and is a predicted model, not a curated record. The transcript has 6 exons.
AUGUUUGAAGAACUUCUAGAAGCUUGCAAACGGCUAGAGGAAAUCAAAACGCCAUCAUGGGAGAUAAGUGAAGACAUUCUCAAAUUAAUUCCCGAUAAAACGAUAGUCCAGGCAUUAAAUGAGUUUUUAUCAAAUGUGAUAGAUAAAUCGGAUCACGUCCCCAUGCUUUUGGUCGCAUACGCCACCCUCAUAAAGAUCGGCAAGAACUCAAAAAAACAAGAUGGCAAAGAUGGCAACGAUGAAGAUGAUUUGAAUGAUAUGCUUCAUGGCAUUGCCGAUCAUCUCAGCUCCAUCAUCCUACCUAUCUGUUCUGGCGCCUCACUGGACGAAGACACAACCGACUACACACAACUCCGGCGCAAGGGCGAAGUUGGCCUCCUAGCCAUAGAACAACUCAUCAACACACCCCUCAAAGCACCACUUCAACUCCGACCCUCGGUAUUACUCCGCUUGACCGCAUUCACAGAUGUCGCGGACCCCUGGGCGACAGCGGAAUCAUCCGCCCUAGCCCGCAAACUUCUAGAGGCUCAACUACAGAUCCUAGACGAGUCUCAGACAAAGUCCCUAAUUGUUGAGGAGAUCCUCACCACUUUCCUACGGCCGCUAUUCUCCAAGUCUCGGUCCACAGCCGUGACGGCAUCCGGGCGGAAGGCCGAGUUCGUCGAACAGUCGCGCUACGAUACCGUAGACCGGGAGACUCCCGAGACGAAGCCGUGGAAGUAUACCCAUCGGUAUGCCAUCACUGUCUUCUCUUGGGCGGUGGAGCAUUCAGAUUCCACCCUCCUCCAAACACACUGGCCAUCCUUCACCCCCGCGCUCCUAACUCUCCUAGACGAGCCCUCACACGCCGGCCUCAAAGUGCGCGGCCUCCAGAUAUUCCGCUCAUUCUGGUCGCGCUGUCCGCCUAACCUGAUGCACACCACAGGUCUCGCCUCAGUCUUCGAAGAUGCCGUGUUUCCAGCAGUCCUACUCCUCCCUACCCUCACCCCGGAAGACGAAUCUAUAGAGAUCCUAAACGCGGCAUACCCCGCUCUAAUCGAGAUGUCCGGGCUCAAGUAUCCCAACCCCGGCUCCGACCCCGGUCCAGGAUUAAGCACAAAUGGGAAACAGCAAAUCACGGAAACACAACGGAGACUACUAGACAAGAUAAUCAGAGAGGGCGUAAUGGUAGGAUACCAUCACGCGAAAGAGCACGUGCGACUCGUCGGCUUGUUCUGCGACGUACUCGUGUGUAUUAUAAACGGGAUGGGUAUACUAGCCGUGAAACACCUCAAGGACUUCAUCCCCAUGGUCUCUGAGAUCAUGACCGAUCCCUUCGGAACCAAGCACCCACCGACUCUCGCCUCAGCCACCCAACUCCUCCAGACCAUCUUGCGUAAUUGCUGGCCGCGGAUCCCGCACUACUGCAAUGAGGUCGUUAAGAUUCUUAUGCUCUGCUGGCUGAACAUCGAGGACGAGGACUCAUUUUCAUCCACUAGCCCGAUUGCAAACGACCUAAAAGUCGAAUUGACCAAGACCGCAGACAUCCUAUCGGCAGUAAUGAAAGCAUCCAAAGUAGACUUUCACGAACGAGUGGGUGUGCUUAUCGAGAAAGAGCCACAGCUAAGCAAGCUUUUCAGGGAUAUAAACCCAGAGUAG